CGGCGAAGCGAGUCACACUCUUCCAUGGACUCCUCUCUGCUCUCGGCGGCUACGGCCGAUACCUUCAACGGCAAUGCGGCGGAUCAGAUUCCUCCUCCGUCGCAACCUCCGGGCACGGAUAUGACUGGAAUUUCCUUCAGGGAUCAGCUCUGGAUCAAUUCAUACCCUCUUGAUCGUAACUACAUCUUCGAUUACUUCGCUUUGUCUCCCUUCUACGAUACAACUUGCAACAAUGAGAUUCUUCGGAGAAGAUCCAUUCACCCUCUCGAUCUCUCUCACCUCUCGAAGAUGACAGGACUUGAGUAUAUGCUUACUGAUGCUACUGAACCAAACCUGUUUGUAUUCCGUAAGCAAAAGAGAGAUGGUCCUGAGAAAGUCACACCGAUGCUAACAUAUUAUAUCUUGGACGGUUCUAUAUACCAAGCUCCUCAGCUUUGUAGUGUCUUUGCAGCUCGAGUUAGUCGGACUAUUUAUAAUAUUUCAAAGGCUUUUUCUGAUGCUGCAUCGAAAUUGGAGACCAUUAGACAAGUUGAUACUGAAAACCAGAUCGAACCUUCUGAGUCGAAGCCUGCUAGUGAGCCAGUUGAUUUAAAGGAAAUGAAGCGAGUCGAUGUCAUUCUUACCUCAUUAUAUCGCAAGUUAGCGCCAGCACCUCCACCACCACCGUUUCCUGAAGGUUAUGUUAGCCAAGAAGCAUUAGGAGAAAAGGAAGAGCUUGGAACACAGGGAGGAGAGUCACAACCGCCUCAAAUUGAUCCUAUUAUUGAUCAAGGGCGUAAGCUGAUGGCGCCGCCACCACCUAUUCUCAUGUGUACACAGUGUGCAUGUUGCGCACCGGCUCCACCUGGUUCUUGCUGCCGUUGUGGCUGUUCCGGUGGUCCCUGAAGACUCUGACUUCUGCUAUCCAAUGUGCUAUUUAGAUUUGUUUAAAAUCUGUGUAAUCCUUAAUUCCUUAUAAUAUGUAUGAACAAGUAAACAAAAGGUGUAUUUUGUGUUUUGAAUAAUAAAACCUUUGGGUUCUGCUGAAUAAUUUUAAGUUUAUAAG
Molecule: messenger RNA, 1045 nt
Organism: Arabidopsis arenosa
Lineage: Eukaryota; Viridiplantae; Streptophyta; Magnoliopsida; Brassicales; Brassicaceae
Source: the annotation of a GenBank genome assembly